Messenger RNA from Podospora anserina S mat+, 1569 nucleotides. RefSeq lists its product as uncharacterized. The transcript has a single exon. Bases 1 to 1569 code for a protein of 522 amino acids. The record is from RefSeq and is a predicted model, not a curated record. NCBI's taxonomy places the organism in Eukaryota, Fungi, Ascomycota, Sordariomycetes, Sordariales, Podosporaceae.
AUGCCAGUCAGCUGCGAUGAUCUUGCACGGGAUUGGUCGGUCUUGCCAUUCCGGACCAGUGAGAUUGAUGAGCUCCUGACGAGUCUCUUUGUAUCAAGCCUACCCCACCGAUGGAAGCUUGCUAUCCCCGAAGGUGAGCAUCUAGAACUUGGGGUGGCAUUUCAAGUGUCGCUUCUUUGUGACGGAUCCCCUGCUUAUAGCCAAGACGAUGCUUCUGUGGAGCGAACAGAACAGGCACCAUGCCCUCAACCUGUUCAGGAUCUUGCACCACGCCAUUCCGUAUCACCGUCUCAAUCUCGCCGUCUUGUCACCAUGUCUGAAGCCGCUGUAUCCAAGGGUGGCUACGGGGAGGCUCUCAUCCCCUGGCAGGCCUUCCACGGCGUCGUCUGGACUCUGACGGGAGUCAACUUGAUCACCCUGAGCGUCCGGCUCGCAACACGAUGGAGGACGUUCCGCAAGCUCUUCUGGGACGACAUCCUGGUUAUUUUUGCUUGGCUUAUAAUCUUUGUAAACUCGGUGGUGUGGGCAACACAGUGGUGGAAUAUGUAUGCCAUCGUUUGGUGGGGAUCUGGGAAGCAGCCACUCCCGCCUCCGCUCAAGGAUAUCAGACAGUGGAUGGAUUGCAUGCUGGCCAUGCAGCUGCUCGUCUUCAUCUGCAUCUUCAUUGUCAAGCUCGCCCUCCUGCUCUUCUUCAAGCGACUCUACGGUAAUUCUGAAACGAGGCGACAGCGAAUAUACUGGUGGAGCUGCGUAGUCGCUUGCGCAAUCGUCUUCAUCCUCUCCAUGACGAUUAUUCAGUACAAGUGUUACAUGAACGACUUUAUAUAUCAAAAUGACCACUGCAACAGCGGUUGGUUCGUCACUGAAUCCCUCAUCAUCUCGACCAUUCUCACAGCCUUCAGCAUCAUAACUGAUUUCAUGAUUCUGGCCAUUCCUGUCACCAUGGUCUGGAAUCUCAAAAUCCGGCGGAAGAAGAAGGCAGCGUUGAUUGGCUUGUUUUCUCUCACCAUCAUCACCGUCAUUGUGGGCAUUGUACGCGUCUCCAUCCUUUACACGACUCGCUUCAAUCAGGGCGCUAUCGACCCUGUAGCCUUCAUCUUCUGGUGGUCGGUGGAAGCCUAUAUCAAUUUGUUGAUCGCCUGUCUUUCCUCCUUCCCUCAACUUUUCGUUCGCUCCAAGCCCCGGCAAGCAGAAAAGCCAGCUCCGACGGCAAGCAUGAUUGAGCGUGUCCGAAGACGCAUGGCGAGGGGCGGAAGACCACCGACCCGACCUGACCCAAUCUUCUUCACAAAAGACACCGACUUCACUCAAACUACCAGUGGAGCUACUGGGACUACCUCGAACACAGUCCACACGGCAUCUCGAGUGAGGCCUGAGCUGGAGGUGGAGACUGGCCACACUUCGGUCCCUAAUCUGGUGCCCAAGCAGGGAUGGACUGGAGCAGCCACCACCACUACGCAGAUAUCCUCUCCUGUGGGAAAUGACGAUAGAGUGAGCGAGCCCGAGUCAGGAGUCAUGCAGAGACUCGAGUACAAGGUCGAUCGAACCAAUGAAAAGGCAACCAAGUAA